AUGGCGAUCCCUAAUCUCCGACCCCCAAUCCCACAAGAAGCUGCCGCCGGCGAUGGCCGGCCUCUUCUCAGCCCCAAAUUUCUCUCCCUCGCUUCUCGAUCCUUCGUCGAUCCGUCCACGAUCGACUACGGACUCUCUUUCUUGCCCGAACCCGGCCGAAUUCUCUGCGUCUGCAACGGAUUGCUCCUCCUCUCAAACCCUAAUUCCCUCUUCGUCUGCAACCCCGCGACGAGAAAGCGGGCGAAAAUCCCAAAGCCGCCCAGGGUUUCCAGAGAGCUGGCCCUUGCUUUCAAUCCCAAUUCCGAUACCCGCUCCUUCAAGAUCGUAUCUUUCCCGUUGCCGGGGGAUGAUCCCGUGCGCCGCUGGACCUCCGGCGAGAUCGACGUCUUCUCGUCGGAUAACGGCAGCUGGAGCACUGUCGGUGGAAUCGCCGGCCUCAGUGAGAUCAUGGCCGUCCUUUACAAAUUCCAUCAUGGCAGAUGCUCAUUGUGCAACAAAUUUUCAGCACCAGGUUCAUCAUGGGCUCAUUGUGCAACAAAGUUUCAGAUCCAUUUGCAAAUUGAACAAAUUUUGUCGAUGGUGGUAAAAAGCUCAGACACAAUUCGCGAUAUUAAAUCAAAGGUUUUUGCACGGGAGGGACUGUCAGCGAGUGACCAAGAGUUAUUUUUUGAAGGCAACCACCUAAGUGACACAUCGAAGACAUUAGCUGACUACAACAUCUGCCAAAAUUCCAUGAUCAACCUUUUGUUUGGAGGCACUAUUCAAAUAUUUGUAAAGAUCCUUUCAACUGGGAAAACUUUGAAGCUCGUGGUGAACGACAAAGAUACCAUCCAAAAUGUGAAGGCUAGGAUUGAAGCUAUGGAGGGAAUUUGUCAGAAUCGUCAAGGACUCAUCUACAUGGGAAAAUCUCUUGAAGAUGACCAUUCAUUACUUGCUUGCAAUAUACAAAAUGGUUCAACCCUCCAGAUGAUUCUAUGUCCAGUGGAUAAGUUUGAUAUCUUACUCUGCACAAUGAAUGGGAAUCUUAUAAAACUUGAAGCAAGAUCUUGGUAUACUAUCCGAGAUAUCAAGCUGAUAGUUGAGGGUAUGAAGGAUAUUGAUGCAACCAAACAAAGGCUUUUUUGUGAUGUCACAGAGCUGGAGGACAGCCUCACGCUUUCCGAAUGCAGAAUAUUCGAUCGGACAAUUCUUCACUUGCAAGUUGACAUGUAGAUAUUGAUUGAGAUUUGGAAUCGGAGGACUAUCACAUUAACGAUUGAUAGUUAGGAUUUCAUUGGUUCGGCCAUUCGGAAGAUUGAAUAAGAAAUGCCUGUGAGUUUCUGCAUCAAUUAAUCAACCCCAUCUUUGGAAGUAUGAGAUCAACUACUUUAAGACUUCUGGUGACGUUUGUUCUGGUCUUUUGUAGGUAAUAACGUAUUGGGAUGUUUUCAAGUUGUUAAAACAAUAAUCUAUUGUCUUUCCUUUUAUGUGCAAAAAACUUGAGCAUGAGGGAGUUUAUGGAAAUCUAUGCUAAUGGUUUUGAUUGUUAAAAUUUCCUUAUAUCUUCA
Messenger RNA from Asparagus officinalis (garden asparagus), 1547 nucleotides. RefSeq names its product polyubiquitin 11-like. Lineage: Eukaryota; Viridiplantae; Streptophyta; Magnoliopsida; Asparagales; Asparagaceae. The record is from RefSeq and is a predicted model, not a curated record. The transcript is spliced from 3 exons. Gene Ontology annotation, cellular component: cytoplasm; nucleus. Gene Ontology annotation, biological process: protein ubiquitination; modification-dependent protein catabolic process. The coding region runs from base 1 to 1212 and encodes 403 amino acids. Gene Ontology annotation, molecular function: ubiquitin protein ligase binding; protein tag activity.